Molecule: messenger RNA, 4766 nt
Organism: Cotesia glomerata
Lineage: Eukaryota; Metazoa; Arthropoda; Insecta; Hymenoptera; Braconidae
Gene: sha
Exons: 8
Coding region: 856-4533 (1225 amino acids)
Biological process (GO): imaginal disc-derived wing hair organization
Cellular component (GO): cell cortex
Source: RefSeq, a predicted model, not a curated record
UUUUUAGAAAAAAAAAAACUACCUGCUCGAGGUGCCAAUGGAUAAACGAAACUGAUUGACGUGAGUCAAAAAUCAAUUGUAUUAACCAAGCGCAUGUCAAGUAAUAAAUAAGAAUGAAUACGCCGCCGCGAUAAUACAACUGCGAUAUUUUAUUAUUUAGCACUAUUUGGAUGAUUUUAUUAACAAGUAACGCGCAAACUCGCGUUAAUUCAACACAGGUAAGAGUUGUGAUGUGUUGAGUUGUAAUAUACGUUAAGUCUAGAGGAACAGACUCAUGUCAGUGGAGAAAGAGAAAGAGAAAUAACAGAUGUAAUACUUAUAAGUGUAAGUUAACUUUAAGAGAGUUAAGAGUUUAGUUGGUGGAUGUGUGAGUGUAUUUUGUUGUAUGUGCAGCGGACGGAAUGAAAGUGGGGGAGUUUGUAUUAUAUUAAACAAGCGGCGAGCAUGCAUGUGUACAGCGUGGAAGAGGACAGGACGAAGGUAAAAAAAGGAUAAGGAAAAGAAAGAGGAGUGAGAUGAGUACUGGUAGGUAAAGUGUCGCGGUUAUACCAGCAUUCGGAAGACUCGGUGAGUCUUCCCCCAGACACUUGACACAAACUACCCGACCACCUUGCUCACAAGAUCAACCACCCUAUUUUUAUUCUCUGUGUCACGGGACAAUGUCACGGUCAAUAUUGUGACAUUGUUAUUUUUUUAUUGGUUUUUUUUUUAUUUUUUUUUUUUUGAGUUACUUGAUUUGUGAUGUGAAUUAUUUAUUUAUUGUGUAUUUAAUUGUGGUUUUUAAUUAAGUAUGGUAAUGGAAGUUAUUUCCUUGUAAACUUUAAAUUGUGAAAUUAUCAGAAUGCCGAUAAAAAAAUGUUUCUAUCGUUAUUCAUACUUACGACCAGCUUACAAAUUAUCAUCGUAUCAGGACAAGAAAUUUCAGUGGUUCGACAUAUUGACGGUGAUAUUUUUACUGUCGAGGGUUCUUGCGCUACUGCAUGCACAGCUGUCAGUAGCGGAACAGCGAAUCCUUACAAACGACAAAUAUCCCAAGUAUCUGAUGGCAUUAAUUCAUCAUCAUUAACAUCCAGCGUAACAACGAGCCCAGUCGCCACAAACACAACCUGUGUCUGUCAAUGUAAAUCAGAGCUGGCUCUUUUUCGUGAGGACUUGAACAUUUGCGUGAGCGAUAUCCACGAAUGCAGAGUCACAGGUUUUAUCAGCAAUGCCGGUGUUGUGGAAAGAAUUCCUUACGUAUUUUUGCCGCAACUUGGACAGAUAAUUUAUCCUCAAGCAGAAAUUCAAUUUCAGGGUGUUACGGCCCCAGUAUGUGGUAUCGCUGGCGCUCAACAGCUCGGAAGAUCAGGCUGGUCGGAGUUCAGAAAUUUAUCCAGUACAGAGUCGCCGUUCCGACUUUUCAAAGAUCAAAACAAAACGUUUAUUCAGUGGAUAGGUGACGUUGGACUGAGAGAAUCCGCGGAAGGUAAAUUAAUCGCGGUUAAAUUAGUCUGCAGAGAUGCGUCGCCUAAUUCAACAAAUCCAGGUGUCUUUAUACCUUGUGUCGCGUUUAGAGUCGCGGGUUCGCCAUCAAGAAGCAAUAUUCGAGAAGUUUCAUUCGUCUCGACUGGACCAUAUCACCAAGGCCUCUCAACACUCGAAUAUACGGCGAUAGGAAUCUCAAUCCUGCUGUUAGUAUUGAUAUACAUCGCAAGCGUGUCUCUGUACCUACACACCCGCAAAGCCCGACGGAAAAGAAAUGCCCGAGACCCAGAACUGACAAUUCCUAGCCGCGAGGCCGCGGGACUGAUAAAAAAUAAUCCUUUGCUGAACCGACACUUUGAAAGUGACAGCAAUAGCCUUCACAGCGAGACUAGUGACCCCGUUGGCGAGGAGUACAAUCCAACUGACCCCGACACCGGAUUCGAGAAAGUAACCUCUGCUAUUAUUCAUCCCCAUGCGAUGUUUGUCGAGCAUGCUAACGACUCAAUGAUGGGUUCGUCAUCCUCCGCAAUAAUUGCUGAGCGCUUGCCCGAGGAAGAUGUCAGGAUUGUUGAGACUGCUGAUACUGCUAAUCAGUUUCAGCAGCAAUUGCAUCACCAGCAGUUUGAUAUGUCGGUAUUACCGGGUAUUCAGCGGAGGAAGUUGUAUUUCAAUCCGGCUUACUUUGAUCGACAAUUACUGUUGGCUCCACCACCAGCAGCCAUCGAAUUCAUCCUAAAAAUCCGCGAAGUGAUAUCCAUCGCCAAGCACAAAUUAACUGCUAAGCGUUUCAUACCGACUCUCACCAAAAUUCCCGAAGAAGAUAGCGUUAGUUCGGAUAAGUGCAGCACCUCCCACAAGCGCGCAGCCUCAUCAAUCCGAAGUUCAAUUACAAAAUCCCGGAAAUCUCAGAAAUGUACCGGUUGUCCAGGUUGCUUGGACACUCGACAAAUAUCAACCAAUAACGGCAACCUACCUUUGCUAAAUCUUCCUGACGACCAUUUGCGGCCAGUUGGGGAAAGCCGGGUCCGUGCUUGGCUUGAAGAUAUCAAGCCUCCUUCAGAAUCGCGGCGUAAAUUAGAUAACAACAACAACUAUCACUACAAUGGUUUCAACAAAAACCAACUACAAGACAAUUCGCGUGUGUUUGCCCGCAGUUUGGAAUAUCUGAAUGACAUUCCGCGACGAAACACCAGCAGAAACUCCCUGACAACGUGGAAAGACCCGCCGAUGCUUCGUACUUUCCAGAAUAUUGCACUAAGUGAAUGCGAUGACGACCAAACCAGCCAACACAGCGUCUCAAAACGCUCCACCAAAUCGAUGUUUGAAGACACCAACUACGACCGGUAUUGUCGCACCCGCAAGUGUACUUUACUUCAGCAGAAGAUCAACACCAUCAACGAAGUAAACCAAAUCAACGACAAGGUUCGGAAGGCCAUUGAGAAUUCGUUCAUCAAGCAAAUGGAGGAAAAUGCGGCUUUGGAGAGUCAGAUUGAAUCAAAAAUGAACGAAAGACGCUUUUCACCGGACGGAAGCUCUGAAAAAACGAAUUUCGAGUCCUUGAACUCUCUAAACUCCUACAAAUCUCCAAGUAACUCAGAUAAAUCCGCUACUGGAUCACCCUCGAUGGUCCAGGUUUUGCCCGACAUGAUUAACGAGCUCCCUAAUUCAAAGCUACAAGCCAAGAAGAUAAUGGACGCGGUUAUCAAGGAAAUGGUCGACGUGAAAUUGGACAACAAGAUGGAGCGCAAGUUGCUGGACAUCGACUAUGAAGUGGACAGUCUUGAGCGAACCCAGAAGCGUUUGGAGUCAAACUUGCUUAAUAAGCACCUCAAGAAACAGGCUGAGAACCAAGGAGAGGUACAACGGAAAAAUUACUACAACAAACUACCGGAAUUGGUUUCAAGAAAUGAAGGAUACUCGUUAGUUAGCGAAGUUUACGUUAAUGAUGGGUACGCCAGUCCAGCAAACAGCGACGAUUCUGGACCAGAAAUCAGCUACGAGCCGGAACAACCAGGUCAUUUGACGAUCAAAGUUCAAGAUUCUCCGGAUAAUUAUGUUAAGUAUGAUGAAUCUGAGUAUGAGCCUGAUACCUUGGAUCGCAAGCCCAUGAAGUUAAAGAUCAAUGGGGAUGUUAUCUAUGACAACAAAGAAGCUAACAAUGAAGUUUAUGUGGAUUCUCUGGAACGGCCGUCACAAAUUUUGCUGAAAAGCAAAGGGAGCUUCAGAGAUGAGGCGAAUUUAGAUGGUACAGGCGAUGAAAAUGACAAUAGAAACGAAAAUGGGAAUCGUAAUGGAGGAAAUUCGCUUACGCGUGGAUAUGGAAGUUUGAGAGAAAUCUACGAAGCGAGACUCAGGAUGGCUGUUGAUAGUAAUUUAAUGAACACUAAUUCAUUGAACGGACAGCCCACUUCUUCAAUUGGAAAAAACAAGAAGUAUCUGACUCCUGAUCUGAGACAGGCCAGGAGGCAACGGAAGCAGAAUCAACCUGACGUGGUUCCUCUGCCUCCUGAAGAAUCAGAAGCUGAGGGGAAGUCUUUAGUGAAUGGUCAGCAGGAAAAUGGUCCAAAAAACGUCCUGGACAGGAGAUUUACUGAUACGGGUAACCCUACGGCCGGUGGAUGUUCUCCUGUCGUUAAUGGCGACCACGUAGGGAAGAAAAGCCGCCGAGAAGGAAAGAGGGGUGCUAAGAAUCCAGGAAAAGUUGAGGACUCUGGGUAUCUUAGCAGCACGGACAGCAAUGGCUCUAAUAAACACUUGCUGAAGUACGAAUUUGGCAGUGUUUCCGAAACUGAUGAAAACGAAUCGGUUUGCGAUGCUGCUGAAAGUGAGAGCGGAGCAGAGAGCGUCGAUACUGAUAGUGUGUUUUUUGGGAACUUCAGAAAACUCACGGCAGGGGACCAGUCCAAGAGCUAUGACUCGGGGGUAGAUUUUGCGAACUAUAUUAAAGAUAAAGGAAAGGAUAAAGACAGUUUUAAAAGUGAGGAGAGAUAUUUUUUUAAUAGUGAUAGCGAACAUGAGAGCUUUGUUACUGUUUUACCGCACGAGGGUAGGAAUAGUCUAGUGCUUUGAUUUAUCGAAGAAUUUUAGGUUCAUAAACUCAUAACAAGUUCGUUAAUCGGGUAAUAAUUUUAUUUAUUUCAUAAGAGAUAGAAAUUAUAGUUUAGAAUUUUAAUUAUAAUUAGUUAGUUAAUGUUUUUAGUUUUAAUUAUUAAAGAUGUUUUUUAAAUGUCUAGAGGCCGACGGUGCAAUAAUUAGGAUAAGUAAGUUACUUUAAGUAGUUAUUUUUACAAAAGUACACGGAG